CCCUCUGCUUGUCCACACACGCAUUUGCCUUGACGCCGAGUGUGUCUAGAAAAAGGCGGCGGCAGUGGAUGUAGUGGAGAUAAAGUCAAUGUUUCUUCUGCCCCGUGCCGAUCCGCUUUGCCCCGGAGACAUAACAGAUCGUGCCUCAAGGACCCCUUGCCGCUGGUCCCCCUCCUUCGGUCAGGAUGUCAUGGCGUCCUCAGUACCGCAGCUCCAAGUUCCGGCACGUGUACGGCAAGGCGGCCGCCAAGGAGAGCUGCUACGACGGCGUGCCCAUCACGCGCAGCGUCCAGGACAACAACUUCUGUGCUGUCAACCCUCGCUUCGUUGCCGUCAUCACAGAGUGUGCGGGGGGCGGAGCCUUCCUGGUCCUCUCUGUUCAUCAUACGGGUAAAGUGGACCCUCACCACCCACGAGUGUCGGGCCACAGGGGCAACGUGUUGGACGUCAAAUGGAAUCCCUUCGACGACUACUGCAUCGCCUCAAGCUCCGAGGAUGCCACGGUGAAGGUGUGGGAGAUCCCCCCUCACGGUCUGCUCAAGAACAUGACUGUGGCCUUCAAGGAGCUACAGGGCCACAGCCGCCGGGUGGGCCUCAUCGAGUGGCACCCCACCGCCAACAACAUCCUCUUCAGCACGGCAUACGACUACAAGGUGAUGAUCUGGAACCUGGACUAUCCGGACCAGGUGAUCAAGAAUCCUGUGCGGACCAUCAGCCACCACACAGAUGUGGUGCUGUCCAUGUCCUUCAACACGGACGCCAGUCUCAUGGCCACCACGUGCAAGGACAGGAAAGUGCGGCUCAUAGAGCCACGCUCAGGGACUCUGCUGCAGGAAGCCAACUGUAAGACGCACAAGGCCAGCAAGGUGCUGAUCCUGGACAACGUGAACAAGCUGCUCACAUCAGGCACGUCCAGAUGGAAUGACAGACAGAUUGCACUCUGGGAUCUGGACGACCUCUCAGUGCCUUUGUUAGAGGAAAACCUGGAUGGUUCGUCGGGGUUCCUCUUUCCGUUCUACGACCCCGACACGCACAUGCUUUACCUGGCUGGGAAGGGGGACGGGAACAUCAGGUACUAUGAGAUCACCUCGGAAAAGCCGUACAUCCACUACCUGACGGAGUACCGCUCCAGUUUACCUCAGAAAGGGAUGGGUGUGAUGCCAAAGAGAGGUCUGGACGUGAGUUCAUGCGAAGUGUUUCGGUUCUACAAACUGGUGACCAUCAAGACUCUGAUUGAGCCUCUGUCCAUGAUCGUACCUCGCAGGUCGGAGUCGUACCAGGAGGACAUCUAUCCGAUGACGGCGGGCAACAAGGCUGCCUUGACUGCGGACGAGUGGCUCAGCGGCAUCGACAGAGGCCCGGUGCUGAUGUCGCUGAAGCCCGGCCAUCCGGUGGGCCAAUCGGACGGCGAGUCCCUCAAGGGUCCGGGCCGGCCUCGCAGUCGGGCGUACAUCAGGGAGCGGCCGAUGGCCAAAGACUGCGGCGGCGGCAAGACAGACAACAACGGCGUGGCCGAGGACGGCAGGACGGCGGUUAGCAACGGACAAGACUUCCUGCUCUGCUCGCCGCCCAAGACUGAAAAUGAGCUUCGCGUGAAGUUCCACAAGCAGCAGGACGAGAUCCGGCGGCUGGUGGAGAAGCUCCACCAGAGGGACGUGCACAUCAAGCAGCUGGAGCUGGAGAUCAACAACAUGAAAAACUCUCAGCAGAACUCACUUUAACACUUUUAGCGGCAUCUUUUUUUUUUCCAAAUACAACCACACUCUUCCUGUAGCCGACUCACACACACACACACACACGAGGUGCACAUAUUGUUGAUGUAAAUACACUCAGUGAUUCUUACCCAUACGCUUUUAAGAACUUUGCACACAUUUAUUUUGUAUCGCAGCUAUGCAACUUUUUAAGCUUUUUUUUUUGUUUGUUUUUGUAAUGAUUUUUAUGAGCGGAAAGGCAGGAAAAAAAAUGAUGGAAUGCUUUCUGCUUUAAAAAAAAAAAUAAAUAAAUAAAAUGCGUGAUUGUACCCAAAAACA
Phyllopteryx taeniolatus (common seadragon) is the source of this 2030-nucleotide messenger RNA. It is a transcript of the gene coro2aa, whose product is annotated as coronin 2Aa. The coding region runs from base 186 to 1721 and encodes 511 amino acids. The transcript is spliced from 12 exons. Gene Ontology annotation, molecular function: actin filament binding. NCBI's taxonomy places the organism in Eukaryota, Metazoa, Chordata, Actinopteri, Syngnathiformes, Syngnathidae. Gene Ontology annotation, biological process: actin filament organization. The record is from RefSeq and is a predicted model, not a curated record.